ACUUAUGAAAAAUGAGAGAAGGAUAAAUGUUAAUGUAGGGUUUUGUUGAAGUUUUCAUUUGCUUUGAUGGGAUGGCGUAUUUGGAUUUGCUUUGGAUGGGUUUAAUACUGAGGUUAGUAAGACCAAAUUAAGAGAUACCUGCCUGCACUGUAUUUUGAGUCUUCAGAUCACCACAUCUGGUCUCUUUUUUAUAAAUUGUCCCCACUUUCAACUAGCCAGUGAUUUGAUAAAAUUCUUUGUCCAGUAAUGUAAACUGAUGGAUAAAAGGGCAUAUUUACGUCACUAUAUCGUGAGAACUAGCACUUACCAAGAGCUUACUGUAUGCCAGGCAUCAUACUAAGUGUUUCCAUGUGUAUAAAUGUCUCUCGUCACACUGUGAGGUAAGUAUUAAUAACCUUACAGAUGAUAAACAGAGGCACAAAGAAGUAAAGUAAUUUAUUCGGAUUAAAACUAGAAUUAGCUAAGAUCAAACUACAAAAACUUGGUAGUUUGAACCCAGAACUAGUGCACCUUAACACUACCUAUGUUGUGAGUCUUAGAAAGCCUUCUCUGUUUACAGCCUUCAUUCAAGGUCUUUUGAUUACACACAAUUUCAACACGUUUUCCAAGCUAAAGAACUUCACUAAAAGCAUCUAAAACAGUGACUUUUUCUCACAUUAUAUUGAUAAUCUAAUGUAUUCUGACAGCUGAAAUAACCGUGGUGUACAUUUUCUGAAGGCUUCAGCUUGUGACUGUGCAGCCCUCCUUCCAAAUCCAGGAAACACGUUAUCUACAUUUGUCUCGCCAGGUGCUCCAAUUAUGGAGAUUCUGGCCCUAGUGUCACUUUAGCACGUGCCGGGGAGCACACAAUAGAAUAGACCUGCACAUCAGUCAGAUGGCAGGCAUGGUCUAUUGAUGUCCAGGAUUUUCUGCAGUUGUUCUAUGGCGUUAGGAACUAGUUAAUUUUCUAGAAUUGCAUAAUGCAAGGAAAUAUGUCAUUCAAGAAAUGUGCCUUGAGUACUCCAUCUUUACAAUUUAAGGAGUCAAAGCAGGAAUCUGCACAUCAUGAGUGGUUAGAGGGCUAGCAGGAUUUUUGGGGAAAUGAGAAAGUCUAAGGGCUUUAAUCACAGAGGUUGCAUCUGAAUGUUUCAAGUCCACAAACUUUAGGUGGUUCCUUUAAGAAGUGGAGGAGCUGCAGCUUCCCGGAUGUGGAAGAAUGGCCCGCCUCUACCAUCUGUCACAAAUUGUAUUGUGGUACUCAGUGACGCUAAGCAACACCAAUGGUGGGGAAUAGUUUCUGGGUGGGGCUGCGCCUGCGCCGCCUGGAAGCUCCUCCAACGCUUGCGCUGUAGGAACUUCCCAGGGUUCCCUGCGCAUGCGUACCGCUGCCAGGCCCGCCACCUUUCUCAGGUCGGGGCUGAGACAUGGUGCUGUCAGAACUAGCGGUGCGCCUUAAUUGCGCUGAGUACAAAAACUGGGUGAAGGCUGGACACUGCCUGCUGCUGCUGCGCAGCUGUCUGCAGGGCUUCAUCCGCCGCGAGGUCCUCUCAUUCCAUCGCGGACUGCUCGCUGCAGUCCCUGGCCUUGGUCCCCACGCCAUCUGUCGCGGUGGUUCCCGGUGCAGCCCGCGCGCCCGCCAGUUUCAGCCUCAGUGUGUGGUGUGCACAGAGUGGAAACGUGAGAUCUUGAGGCAUCAUGUCAACAGAAAUGGAGAUGUGCACUGGGGAAACUGCCGGCCUGGCCUCUGGCCUGUGGACGCUUGGGAGGUAGCCAAGGCCUUCAUGCCUCGAGGACUGGCAGACAAACGAGGACCUGAAGAAUGUGAUGCAGUUGCUCUUUUAAGUCUCAUCAAUUGCUGUGACCACUUCGUGGUUGAUCGGAAGAAAGUCACAGAGGUAAUUAAGUGUCGGAAUGAGAUAAUGCACUCUUCAGAGAUGAAAGUAUCGUCUACAUGGCUUCAAGAUUUUCAGAUAAAGAUCCAACAUUUUCUGAAUGAAUUCAAGAAUAUUCCAGAGAUUGAAGCAGUACAUUCCAGAAUAGAACAGGUCUCAAAUCGACUGGAUGCGGUGAAAGAGUUUUUGAAAAACAACACAGACCUCAGAAAUGGCCUUACAGAAGACAUGCAGAAGCUAGACAGUUUCCAUCUACAGCAUCAAAAACAAAUUUCAAAGGACACUGAGAGUCAGACACCUGAAAGGAAGGCUUGAGGUCAAUGGCAUUAGACUGCUUCGGUCACCUUUGGACUUUACUGUAUUCCCAAAACUGCCUACAAGAAAUGCUCCAUGCCAAGGCUCAGCAAAGAUGAUUUCGCGCCUUUACCUGAUCAGCUGCCUCCCAAGAUUGAUUCUGCAGAGAGUGGGUGGAGAGAGAGACUGUAUUCGGCAUGUAUUUUGACUGUAGAACCCAAAUGAACGUAAAUGUGCCUGCAGCGUGGUUAUUUCAUUUCCUGGUCGCUGUUUGAUUUUCAGUCUUAUGUUUUCUUUCUUCCUUCAUUUGUUCUCCCUUCUCAAGUUACUUGGGAAGACUUCAAGAGUAAAACAAGAUUUUGUACUUAUUUUGCAACUUUGCCAAAGCAAAAAACCAAACAAACUAAUGAAAUAUCUCCUCCCUUCUAGUCUGGGGUACAAAACAUGAAAUCUUGAUUCACUAACCCAUGAAGACCUGGUUUCUAAAUGUAGAAAGUUUAGGAGCUGAACUUUUCAUUCUACACCCGUGUCUAGUCAGUUUGUCCUUAUCAAUCCAACACACAGUUAUCAAGAGUCAACCCUGUGCCAGACAUUGAAGUAGAUAAAAAUAUAAAAAGUGGUGAAGUCAUAUCUUACUGCUUUUAUCUUCCACUCUGACAAACCAAAGGUAUUGUUCAGAAAACAAUUGAUGUUCACCACAGCAUUGAUACCCAACCACUAGUAGAGAGGACCUACCAAAUAAGGCAUAGAACAUCUGUACUGUGUACUAUGCCACAUAACAGGUAGAAAGAAUAAUCCCAUGCUACCUUACAAUAAUGUGAAUUGCCUAUAAAACAUCUUAAGUCAAAAAAACAACUGAGAGGGUGGGAUGGAACUCAGUGGUAGGGCACUUUCUUGCCCAGCAUACAUGUUGCCUUGAAUUAGAUCCCCGCUCCACUGCCAAAAGCAAAUAAAUAGAAAAGCAAAGUUUUUAAUAGCACCUAGCAUGCUACAGUGCUGUUUGUAUAAUAACUGAGGUCUGGAAAGUCUGUCUGCUGUGUUAUGUCAAUGAGAGGAUUUGGGGCUGCGGAGUAGUCAGAAGAAAUUUAGCUUUUGUAUUUUGUAUAUUCUUUUUAUAAUAAAUAUGUAUUAUGUAUUUUGAAACUUCUUACUACAGUUGUUAAUUUUGAAACAAGACACAUGAGUAACAUAUCUUAUUGCAAGCCUUCGGUGUCAGAUUCCAUGUAAUUUGUUGUAGCCUCCUUUUUAUGUCUCCACCUCCAGGGGUGCUUCCAAAUCCUAGCACCAGGGCAAGA
Messenger RNA from Microtus oregoni (creeping vole), 3460 nucleotides. It is a transcript of the gene CUNHXorf38, whose product is annotated as chromosome unknown CXorf38 homolog. The record is from RefSeq and is a predicted model, not a curated record. NCBI's taxonomy places the organism in Eukaryota, Metazoa, Chordata, Mammalia, Rodentia, Cricetidae. The coding region runs from base 1404 to 2186 and encodes 260 amino acids. The transcript has 6 exons.